UUUCCGGACAUCCCAUCGUUAUGUGUGAAAUUUUCUAUGAGUUUUGGACCCGACUGGAAGCAUGUAGCUGGUGCCAUCGAAGGACUAUCAGCUACAUGCUUUAAAGGAGAUUCACAUCAUUUUGUUCCUGAUCUUCCUAUCACGGCCACAUUCUCAAGCACAAACCCGUAUAGAUGGCCGCAAUUAGUUUUCUCGUGUUAUGGACACGAUUUCUUGGGCCAUGAUGUGAUUCGAGGUUACGGUGCCCUGCCCAUACCUACCAUUGCAGGAACGUAA
Messenger RNA from Strongylus vulgaris, 276 nucleotides. The record is from the annotation of a GenBank genome assembly. NCBI's taxonomy places the organism in Eukaryota, Metazoa, Nematoda, Chromadorea, Rhabditida, Strongylidae.